This is a messenger RNA of Thecamonas trahens ATCC 50062, 3157 nucleotides long. RefSeq lists its product as uncharacterized. The record is from RefSeq and is a predicted model, not a curated record. The coding region runs from base 64 to 3150 and encodes 1028 amino acids. Gene Ontology annotation, molecular function: protein binding; phosphatidylinositol-3,4,5-trisphosphate 3-phosphatase activity. The transcript has 2 exons. Gene Ontology annotation, cellular component: cytosol. Gene Ontology annotation, biological process: dephosphorylation. NCBI's taxonomy places the organism in Eukaryota, Apusomonadida, Apusomonadidae.
UGAGGAAACGGCGAGGCAAGGCAAGGCACGGAACGGCAAGGCAAGGCAAGGAGCGGCUAGGUCAUGGAGCGGGUGCACAGGCAGCGGGUGGUGCUGGGCGAGGAUGGCAAGAGGUGGAGCCCGGGCUCAGUCCAUGGCACGCGGGUGGGGCUGGCGACGGGCGCGGUGAGUGGGGCGGCGGUGUGGAUGGCGACAGGGACGACGGUGUAUGCGGGUGGUGCGCAGAUGAGCGAGCCCGAGGGGAGCGCUUGGCCGGUGGACGAGCCGCCGCUGGCGGGUGACGACCUGGUGCAGGCGAUCGAUGUGGCCGACGCUGGCCUGGAGGAGAUCCAGAACCUUGUGGUGGCCCUCAGCGACGAUGGCGCCGGGCUGCGGGUCGGGCUCGCCGACGGGCGCGGGCGCGGCGCGGUGGCGAUGGUGGGGGACGACGGCGCGGUGCGGUCAGUGGCAGUGCUCGGGGCUGGCGAGGCGUCGCCGGCCGGCUCGGCCUGCGAGUGGGGCGGCAACUCGGUGGCGCUCUCUGCCGCGGCGGGUACUGCAGCGCUCGGGCAUUACUGGGCGCGUAUGCUGAGCGUGCACGAUGUGGAGACCGAGGCGAUGGUGCGGUCCAUGAGUAGCCUGGGGCGGGUGAGUGCGAUCAAGGCGUGGCCGGGCGACGAAGGCGGCGCACACUUUGUGGCGGUCGAGGGCGCACAGGUUGCCAUGUACGACGUUCGGGCGUCCAAGCCGCGGGUGAUGUGCAAGCAGCUGACGGACUCGUGGGGUAUGGCGUCCAUGCUGCUGCGCAAGGUGCGCAAGCUCAUCUCGCAGGGCCGCGAGCGGACGGACGACGGCGAGUUUGAUCUGGACCUGACAUACAUCACGCCGCGACUGAUGGCGAUGGGACUGCCGGCAGAGGGCUUGACGGCAGCAUACCGCAAUCCGAUCGACGACGUGGUGGGGUACCUGGAGAAGCACCACGCCAACGGGUUCAUGCUGUACAACCUCUCGGAGAUCGCGUACGACACGGAGAAGUUCUCGGACCAGGUCCUCAACUUUGGCUUCAAGGACCACCACGCGCCGCCGCUGGCCCUGCUGUACACCAUUGCCUCAUCAAUCCAUGGCUGGCUUGCCGCAGACGCCGCAAACGUGGCCUGCAUCCACUGCCGCGCCGGCAAGGGCCGCACAGGAACCAUCAUCUCCGCCUACCUGCUCUUCUCCGGCCUGGUGAGCUCGGCCCAGGAGGCGCUCGACUACUACGCGUACAUGCGCGCUCGCCGCCGCAAAGGUGGCCAGGUGACCAACCCGUGCCAGCGCAACGCCGUCGCCAUGUUUGAGGCUGUUGUCUACCGCGGCGUGCCGGUGGCGGACUUUCCGCGCCGUCUGUUGCGCGUCGUCCUUCAUGGCCUCCCACCGGCGCUCUCCACCUCGCGUGGCUUCCGCCCCUACAUCGAGGUCUAUGACGCGCCCGGUGGCACCCUGCUUGCCUCGACCCGCCGCGAGGUCUCGGUCAUGGAGCACUACCUUGCCGCCGACGGCCCACAGACGAUGGUCAUCGACCUGACGGAUGUUUCAGACGCCGACGCCGUCGAGUCGGUCUCGACGCCCGCUGCCGACGACGAAAGCGCGCCGCCGGUCCUUGGUGCGCUGCAGGGUGUCGCCAUCGCCGGCGACCUCUAUCUUCGUGUCUUGCAUGCGGCCGGGCCGCGGACGCUGGCGCUCCGCCGCUUUCCGGACACCUACCUCUUCCGCCUCCAGGCCCACACCGCAUUCAUGGAGCCGGUGGUCCGGCUGACCAAGGCUGAGCUUGACGACGGGCGGAAGGACGACCGUCUCGACGACGGCUUUGAGGUCGAGCUCAUCUCGGUCUCCGAGGCCGAGGCGCGGAUGCCCGAGGGCGCGCCGGCGGCCGAUGGCGAGGCAGCCAGCGCGCCUGCUGUACCAGUCCUUGUCGCCCACGACCCCGAGGCCCAGAAGCGGCGGCACGGCGCCGAGUGCUUCCCCAGUGGUCCACCGUCGCGGACGCUCGUCGACAUGCUUGUCGCGCAGGACGAGGGUGGCACCGGUGCCAGUGCGUCGGCGAGCGCCGGCGCCGACGAUGAGACGAGGGCGGCGGCGCUUGAGGCUCGCGCCACCAAGCGGGUGUACACGGAUCCGCGGGCAGAGCGCGAAGCGCUUGGUGUCCUCAGCGGCCACGUCCACACGGUGACGUGUGUUGUGUUUGAUGCCGAGAGCCGACGGGUGUUUGUCGGGACCGCGAGUGGCGCGGUCUACAUCCACGCGUACCCGCUGGCAGCAAACGGGCCAGCGGGAACGACGGGACAAGCGACGGUGGAACAUGUGCUGGAGCCGGCCGGCGAGCGCGACCUAUCGCGGCAUGUGACGGCGAUUGCAGUCGUCUCGGCGCCGGAGCCGCUCGUUCUGGUCGGCGACGCAGGGGGAAGCGUCUCGGCGUGGUGCGGGCGCGAGUUUGGCCACUUGCGAACGGUAUCGUUUGCCGGCGACGGAGAACCGGGUGAGCCCGGCGUCACGGCCCUGGUCACUUACCCAGUGCCGGGGCGCAAGACGCUGCGGGUGUUUGUAGCCGGGCGCGGGCGGUACAUUGCCGAGGUCGGGCGCGCCAUGUGCGCCGGUGCUGGGGAGUCGUCCGCCAUCCUCCCGUCUGUCGUUCUUGAGCCGCAGGAGCGGGUGGCCGGUAUGCUCUGGACCGAGACGAUGGGACUGGUGGUCGGCCUCACCUCGGGCAAGGUCGGCACGGUCCGGUCCGGCCUUUUCCAGCCGCUGUUCAGUCUUCCGGCCUCGUGGCCGGCGCUCACAAGCAUUGCAUGGAACGGGGUGGCGAGCGCGCUGUACACGCUCGCAGCCGACGGCUCAGUAGGGGUGUGGGACACGUCGUCGCUCACGCUCCUGGUCCGGCACGCACCGCUCACGCAGGCAUCCGGGCCAUUUACCGUCUCGGCGCCGGCCGGUGCGGUCCCGGUCACCGGCCGCAGCAUGUGGUGCAUGCACUCGGGCUCGGCCUUUCUUGCCCGCGACGUCAUUGACGGCGACGUCGUGUUCGAGCUGGCGGCGGCGCCGAGUGCGUACUGCGUCACCCCAGUCGGCGACCGAGUCGUCGUCUUUCUGGCUACCUUUGAUCAGGUGAGCGUCCUUGUAUUGAAGUGCGAGUAGAUGCUGG